AUGGCGCCCGAUUCUCCCGCCGGGAAGCGCAAGCGCGGCCGGACGCGGCUAGGGCAAAACAACAAGCAGCGCGCAGACGCGUCGGGGGGCCAGCACAUGGCCCGCCGCGACGGCGAUGACGACGACGACAGGCCGAAAAAGCGCGGCAAGGUGAUGGAGAAGCACGUGGAUUCGCCGCCGGCCAUGGACGCGCAACCGCGCAAGAGGGAAAGGCCGCGCAAGUCGUUGGAUGACGCUGCUCAGCAUCGGCUGCAACCCGAAGACGAGCCGCAGCCUGGGCCAUCGCGAAAGGGACGCAAACGCCAGCAAGCACCCCAAGAGCCACAGCAAGAACCUCUAGAUCAGCGACAGGAAGCCGCGCCCGAGGCAGCGCCCGAGGCCCCUCGGAGAAGACACAAACGCCAGUGGGGGCCACAGGCACAACGGUCAGAGCCCACGGACAAGCAGCCGGCGACGGACGAAGCACCGCGGAGGAAGAGAGCCCGUCCGUCGUUGCAGAAUCCGGAACCGGCGCCGCGCGGGAAACGCGGCCGACCUCCAGUCCCGGAGCGUCCUGAGAACGAGGUUGCGCACCAGGAAGCAGACGAAGAGCCAGACGCGAGGACUCGCAACCGAGCACGGCCGUCUCAACGGGGGGUGUCGCCGUCCCAAGCCCAGAACGGCCCCGCCGAGCGUCGUAAAAAAGGCCAGCGACCAUCGCAGACGCAAGAAAAGUCCGAUCAAGAACGCACACGAAGGGAAAAUCGCCCGAGCGGAGCCAUGCCGACGACCGGAUCUUCUAAUAGAAGACGCGCUAUCCCCGAGCCAUCGCUGCCCGUCACCGAACCGCGCGACCCCAAACGCCGCCGAUCGCGCCAGCACGUCGAUGAAGACGACGCAGCCCCCGUGUCCCCCUCUGCCCCUCCGCCAUCGCCCCCCAAACCCUACGUCCACAUCGUGCCUCGCGUCCGCCACGUCCGCCAGUCCACGAUUGCGGCAAAGUGGUCGCCACUGACGGGCCCGUCGCUGUCGGCCGUCUCGGCCCUGCUGCAGCUCGCCCACCAGCCCAUCCUGCAGCGGCUGUCAAGCACGCACCAGCGCCGCGCGCACGCGUCGGCGGCACUGCGUCUCAUGGCGCGCCGCAUCUCGCGCAAGGUCGCCGCCCGCGGGUUGCCCUUUCCCCCGGCGUCGAUGCCCGCGGCCUCGCGCCGCGGCGGCCAGCAGCAGCAGCAGCCGUCGGAUGGGGGUCGCGAGACGGAGCUCGACUUUGAGAGCGUGCUGGACGCCAAGGCCGCGCUCGAGGCGCAGCUCGGGCCGGCGGCGCACGCUGUUGAACUGCUGAGGCGUGAAAGGGACAGCAUUGAGAAGGAGCUCGAGAGGGACUAUGAGACGCUGAGGGAGCUCGAGGCCCGGGCCAGGUCGCAGACGAGGGAACAGAGAGGGCUCUUGAAGAAGGCGCACGCGCUGACACCCCUGGCCAUGAUCCCGGAGCAGCCGUACGAUGCGCGUGCGGAAGAAGGCGUCCUAACGGCAAGCGGCCUGGCGACUGCCACGACCUCAUCGGGCAACCUCUUCACCGGUCUCGCAGCCGACGACGCCAACACGGACGACGGGGGAGAGCUACGGCAGCUCGCCGUCCAGCUCGGCGGGCACGUCGAGAGCAUGCGCGCCAACCUGCGGCAGGCCGACGGCAUCGUCCCGCAACUUGCCCGCGCCCGCGCCGCUCUGCAAGCCGCCCUGCACACGCAUCUUGACCAGGACCAAUACGAGCGCGUCGUCCUCGGAUGA
Molecule: messenger RNA, 1767 nt
Organism: Hirsutella rhossiliensis
Lineage: Eukaryota; Fungi; Ascomycota; Sordariomycetes; Hypocreales; Ophiocordycipitaceae
Product: CENP-Q, a CENPA-CAD centromere complex subunit domain-containing protein
Exons: 4
Coding region: 1-1767 (588 amino acids)
Source: RefSeq, a predicted model, not a curated record